Messenger RNA from Nematolebias whitei (Rio pearlfish), 2692 nucleotides. It is a transcript of the gene dab2, whose product is annotated as DAB adaptor protein 2. NCBI's taxonomy places the organism in Eukaryota, Metazoa, Chordata, Actinopteri, Cyprinodontiformes, Rivulidae. Bases 116 to 2425 code for a protein of 769 amino acids. Gene Ontology annotation, cellular component: plasma membrane. The record is from RefSeq and is a predicted model, not a curated record. Gene Ontology annotation, biological process: receptor-mediated endocytosis; negative regulation of canonical Wnt signaling pathway; positive regulation of endocytosis. The transcript has 14 exons.
GUGGGUGUUGAGUUGUACGUUCAGUCGACAUCUCUGCCCCAGAACACGGCGCUGCUGUCUGCUCUACCUCCGAGUGUCACUUGUCCCGUGAGGUUCACCCCCUCCCCCACACACCAUGUCUGCCGUGGUGGAGAACAGUGUCCCGGCGUCUGCUGACCCCACACCCCUACCUACAGUCUCCACCUCAAACACCCCGCCCAGCUCCCCAGCCUCCAAGGCCCCGUUCAAGAAGGAGAAAAAGAAAGUAGCGGAGAAGACGGAUGAGUACCUGCUGGGCAGGUUUCAGGGGGACGGUGUGAGGUACAAGGCCAAACUUAUCGGCAUUGACGACAUUCCAGAAGCCCGUGGAGACAAGAUGUGCCAGGACUCCAUGAUGAAACUGAAGGGUAUGGCAGUAGCUGCUCGGACCCAAGGCAAGCACAAACAAAGAAUCUGGGUCAACAUUUCCAUGUCUGGUUUAAAGAUUAUAGAUGAGAGAUCAGGAGUGAUCGAGCAUGAGCAUGUGGUGAAUAAGAUCUCCUUCAUUGCCAGAGAUGUAACAGACAACAGGGCGUUUGGAUACGUGUGCGGAGCAGAAGGACAGCAUCAGUUCUUUGCCAUUAAGACUGCACAACAGGCUGAGCCCUUGGUCAUUGAUCUGAAAGAUCUUUUCCAAGUCAUCUUCAAUAUGAGGAAAAAAGAGGCGGAGUCUUCACAGAAGGAUGAAAACGGCGCUGCAGUGGUGGAGAAUGGAAAUGCCUCGCAAAGCACAAGUGAAGGAAAAAGUGGUCAGCCGGUGGAGCAGCUCGACCUGUUUGGAGACAUUACAACUCCUCCAGACAUCCACGCUCCAACUGACCGUAAUGAAAUUCUCUUGCUGGACUUCUCUGCUGAAGUUGACAGCAAUCAAAACAUCAUAAAGGAUAACUUCUUUCUAACUUCUUGUGCUCCUGACAUUAAGGUGUCAUCCCACAAAGAAACUUCCUUUUCCUCCACUUUUGGGUAUUUCCCAGCUCCAGACAGUAACCCGUUCAGAGAUGACUCUAUUUCUAAAUCGCCCACUAGUUUUGAACCAGACAUCGCCCACCCCUCCCUCCCUGACACGUUAAGCACUCCUGGCAGCACCAAAAGGACUGGUUUUAAUGGAAACUCUGAACAUCCUAGUCAGCAGAUCACUGGGUUAUCCAGUGAAUCCAUGAUAGUUGCGCUCAGUAAUGGGCAGUGGCCACUAGGUGGCAGUAUAACUCAGGGCACAGCAAUAAGCAUGAUGGACGGAAAUGAAGGUCAUCAAGCUGUCACGACAAAAAACCCUUUUUUUGACUUCUCUGUAAAUGCCUCCCCCAUCUCUAACGACAUAAGUAGUCAUCCAGAACCGACGACUCCUAGCAAGGACUCUGUUGUCAUAAGUCCGCCUCCACAGUCUGGACGGGGUCGAAGGAGUGCAAAGUCUGCAUCCAGUGACCUGUUUGGAGCGGAACUGUUUACCACUCCAACUCCUGAGGGGUCCUCUGCUCCAGCUGAGCUCUUCAACAACACACCUGCAAGCUCUGCUCUCUCCUCCAUAGCUGCUCUGGGAAAUCUUUCGUUGCAUGCACCAGCCACCACCACUGUUCCUGCUUUAGGCAUGUGGGGUGCCCCCAGUGCUGCACCCACCAUGUUCCCCAUGCCGGGUGUGCCCGCUCCGGGCCCCUUCCUACAGCCGCCUGCUUUUGGUGUUCAGAUGCAGCCCCCAGCCUGGGGCCAGCAGAUGCCACCACAGUUUGUUGCUCCUCCUCUGUCUCCACCUCACCUCUCAUGGGGUCAGCCCGCUCCAUCCAAUCCCUUCCAACCUGGCCCAUUCCCAGUCAUGGGAGACCAGCAUGGUCCGUCCCGCCCCCCUCCAAGGCCACCUGUGGAGGCCCCUCCAAAAGUGGAGAAUAGUGCCUUCACAGCUUUGGAUCCUCUCGGAGGAAAGGAGAAGAAAAGUGGAAAGAACAUGUUCAAAGACUUCCAGAUCGCCAAACCUCCUGCUAUCCCAGCAAGGAAAGGAGAGCUGACCCCCAGCUCUGCUCCACCCCCCAGUGACAAAGAGUCGGGGGCGUUUGAUCAGUACUUCUCCAGUAAAGUGGGCGUGGCUCAGGAUGCUGCAGAUCACGAUGACUUCGAUAUCAAUCAGAUGUCAGCACUUGCUGUUAAUGAUGCCCCCACACCUUCUCCAGCACCAGCUGCUACCCCAGCUCCAAGCUUUACACCUGACCUUCUAGAUGCUGUGUUUUCUUCUGCUCCAAAUGCCAUCAGUCCGGCUCCGGCACCAGCGCAGGGGCCAGACAUGUUUGAUCAAGCAUUUGGGGCCCCAGAUUCCAAUCCAUUUGGAGCUCCACCUGUAGCUAAGCAAAGCAGCUCUGCUGCUCAGCCGUUUGGCUCAACAAAUGCUUUUGGAGAUGCUUUUGGAAAUCCAUUUGCUUGACCACAAGAUUUUUCCACAAUGGAAAUGGAGUGAAGAUCUCUACUUAAACACACCUUUGGGACAAGCUGCUCUGUGCACGACAAUCCAGAUGAUGAACUCUUCUUAUUCUUGUCCCUAAACCUUUUUACACCUUUUGGUUUUGAUACUCGUUUGUUGACAAAUGAUCCACAAUGUAAAUGAUGUGAAGAUCUGCCUAAUGAAUGUGCUUUGUGAAAAAUGUUAAGUUCAUUGCUAAUGCUGUCUUUGUUAAAGAAAUAAAUCGGUAAU